Messenger RNA from Dissoconium aciculare CBS 342.82, 2955 nucleotides. RefSeq lists its product as uncharacterized. The record is from RefSeq and is a predicted model, not a curated record. Bases 469 to 2568 code for a protein of 699 amino acids. Lineage: Eukaryota; Fungi; Ascomycota; Dothideomycetes; Mycosphaerellales; Dissoconiaceae. The transcript has a single exon. Gene Ontology annotation, molecular function: acyltransferase activity, transferring groups other than amino-acyl groups.
UCCUCCUCCUCCUCUCCCCUCAACGCGAUCAAUAUAACAUCUUUUCCCACGCAUCACGUCUCCCUUCCCACUCAUGUGUCCCACUCGCUACUCCUCCGCAUUGCUGCGGAAAUCGCUUCCGCUACCAAUGCCCCCACCGCCGCAGCGGAGAUGUUUCACACGGUCCGUGGUCGUGGGAGCGGACUCGUGUGGUGAAGGAGCUGAUAUUGCAGCUAGCGGCGUCGUCAGCGAUCGUCAGCUUGAACGCAAUGCGCCGGCCAUGUCUGCGCUCGGCGGCUUGAACAGAUCAUUCACACAUGCCCGAAGAUACCCCGUCAUCUCCCAAUCAUACAUAGAGAGCCCACAAGACUUUGGCUCAGUCGAUAGACAAACGUAAUGACAAUCUUUAUCUGACCAUUCCAGAGCUUGAAGUUCAGCAUACCCGAGAUCUGCAUUUGAUACACGUCCACCGGGACGGCAACGACCAUCAUGCCCGCCAUGCUCGAUGAUCCCACGGCGCCCGCCAUCUAUCGUACUUCUGGCCAGAUGCCGUUUCCCGAUCCCUAUGGACCGGUCCCAUCAGAGAUCACGCCGCGACAGGUCACUCUGCGAGAUCGUGUCACCACGGCCACCCUCGUGCCUUUCUCCUCUCCACAUCAAGUCCCGCCUCAUCUGACCGCGUAUCUCUGCGAGUUGCUCAACCGCGAGAUCGAAAAAGGCGAUACAUAUCCCAUGAUCGACCCUAUGGCACUCUCUUCGUUCGGAACAUAUUGGUUCGCAAACUUUGGCGCCGUCAUGGUCGUAGGCGACAUUCAGAGCGCAGACGAGGUCGCACAGAUGGAAGAGGGAGGCGCGGAUUGGUCGAAAGAAUGUCUGGGGAGUUUCUACAUCAAGCCAAAUUACCCUGGCAGGAGCAGUCAUGUGUGUAAUGGUGGAUUCCUGGUCACCGACGCUGCCCGAAAUCGAGGCGUGGGUCGUCUGAUGGGUGAAGGAUAUCUGGAAUGGGCGCCAAAGUUGGGUUACACGUAUUCGGUGUUCAAUCUGGUAUAUGAGACGAAUGUGGCUUCACUACGGAUUUGGGAUGCUCUUGGGUUCAAGCGAAUUGGACGCGUGAAGGGUUGCGGCAACCUCAAGAGCUUUCCGGAUCAAUUCAUCGAUGCCAUCAUCUUCGGCAGAGAAUUGGGUGGUGAUGGCGAUGAUUAUGUCACCGAGGAGCGUUUCGACAAGAUCCGUUUCUACCUAAAACAUGGCACAUAUCCGAACGGAUCAGAUCGUGCUGAAAAGUCGCGAUUGCGUUCAGCAGCCACACAUUACCGGCUGAUACCCAACACCAGCGGUGACGGCGGAGAGGAAGAGAAGCUCAUGUUGAAAGGCAAAGAAGUCAUCUCAGAUCCGCACAAGCAAUACGAGAUUGCUCGAAACAUGCAUGCGGCCGCUCAUGGUGGUAUCAACAAAACGACAGCCAGCAUUGCAGAAAAGUAUCAUUGGGUGCGCAUCAAAGAGACGGUCUCGACGGCGAUUCGAAAUUGCGUCGAAUGCAAAGAGACGGCUCCAAAGCCUGCAGAGACCACCACCUCUUCUAACUCCAAGUCCCGAAAGAGUCAGGCAGCUUCGACGUCUACUCCGGCUCGUGCAACGCGUUCAACUGUCAACACUGGUCUGAUUGACCCCAAUGAUGUUGUCACAGGGAGCAGUAAUCCUCUCGUAGUGGCUCAACAAGCACAGCAGCAAUCACAUCAACAACAACAACCGCCGCCGCCGCCGCAGCAACAGCAACAACCUCAACAUCAGAUUUCACCACCUCAGCAGAAUAUACCGACCGCACCCAUGAUGGACAUGCAGCAUUUCGCCGACGUCUCCUCCGUACGGCCUGAAGACUAUGGUGACAUGCCUGUUGAUCCUCAACUUAUGCAAGAUCCUCAUCACCAUGCUGCAGCUGCAGCCGCCGCCGCUGCCGCUGCACAGUGGUUUGAGAAUGCAUCUCCUACCAAUAUAGAUCAACUUACUCGUGCGACGCACGCCAUCAAUCAGAUGAUGCAAGACGUACAGAAUCAACAACAGCAACAACAACACCAUCAGAUGAAUCAACAACAGCACAGUCGUUCUCCGAAUGAUGACCACGCCGCCGCCCUUCGCGACCAGCUCCUCUCCUCCUCACACAUGACCUCUUCCAACCACGACCUGAAUAUGGUCUACCACCAUCAACAGCAACAACAACAACAACAGCAGCAGCAGCAGCAGCCUUCCCAUCACCUGUCCCACCACUCGCAUCCCAUCUCUCAUCAACAGCUGCAGCAGCAUCAACAACAUCCCCACCAACAACCACAAUCCCAACAGCAACAACAAUCUUCACAGCGCCAAACCUCCCAACAACAACACCAACAACAACUCCCUGACCCGCUCGAUACCGACAUGGACGACCCUAUCGUCGAUGUCGAUGUCGUCGACGUUGAUCUCGACGAUCCGGAUCUCGACAACAAGACCUUCGAUCCGGCGACGGGGGUUGUUUCCGUGGUCGGCGGCGGCGGCGUCCGCGGUGGAUUACAAGCCGAUCUUGUCGGGGGGUCAGGCGACGGGAUGAGGCAUUGAGCAUUCAGACGGAGGGUUUUGUCAAAUCAAGCGAGGUGAAAUGAGGAUUGAAUUUUGUACCGGGGUCAGGAGCGAAGGGUUGUCGAAAAUUUCGAUCGGCCUAAACGUAAUUACAGUCGGUGAUGGAAAGUAGUAUUUAUGUAUGUCCUAGCCAUUACGAUUGCUGUUGUCUAGGUUUCCAAGAUCAAGCUGAGGAGAGGAAACUUGGCUUAGAAAGGAUCAAAGGGCAAAUUAGCGAAUGAAUGAAUCCCUACCUAGGUAUGUGCUGUCGGUCAGAGUGACAAUGAAAGGAUCUCUCUCCCAUCUCGGAUCGGCGGGAUCCAUAUUAUUACUCUGAGACCUGAGAGUAAUGAUUCAAGAAGGCAGCAAUAGUACGGUAUUAUUUCG